UACUCACUACGAAGAAAAUGUCCCCGAACUUGACUUGUGAGGCUAUGCGCGCCUCUUUUUCCACGAGGCUCACUGUGGCCAAAAGGAAAGAAGCUUUUGAGUUUAGGAAGACGAUGAAACCUUUGGUGGAAAAAAGACGGCGCGCUCGUAUUAACAACAGCCUGAACCACCUGAAAGACCUGAUUCUCCCUCUCACUGGCAAAGAUAAAUCCCGUUACUCCAAGCUGGAGAAGGCAGACAUCCUUGAAAUGACUGUGAGGUUCCUCAGUGACAUCCCGCCUGGCCACAACAAAAAUGACACAGACAGCUACAAAGAAGGCUACAAAGCAUGCCUCCAGCGAGUCUCGGCCCUCCUUCCCAAAACCUCUCUAGACCAGGAAGCUUCCCAGCGGGUGUCGGACUUCAUCAAGCGGUCCAUGUCAGCCACAGCGAGUCGGUCUUGCCUCAGCUGUUGCGCCCAGACCUCCGCGGGGUUUCCUCACAUCCAGCAGAAGCUCCUGAGUCUCAAGUCCCGCCUUGGCUGGAAACUGGAGGGCUGGCAGAGGAGCCCGACAGCGGCGCUCGCUUCCAGCGGGGCUCGGGACGCACCGCAGCACGACAGCGCCACCGUGUGGAGACCCUGGUAGAUUAUUCACUAGUGGCUCCAAGACAAGUCAGCGGUGAAGUGUUUUUAAAGCAUGUUAUUUGGACAUGUUAGCUUGUACAAAUGUAAGAUUUACCUGUUAAAUCGCAGCAGC
This is a messenger RNA of Doryrhamphus excisus (bluestripe pipefish), 737 nucleotides long. RefSeq names its product transcription factor HES-2-like. Gene Ontology annotation, molecular function: protein dimerization activity. Lineage: Eukaryota; Metazoa; Chordata; Actinopteri; Syngnathiformes; Syngnathidae. The record is from RefSeq and is a predicted model, not a curated record.